CACCGCUUCAUAUCUAGCGGUUUUCUUUAAUUUUGGUUUCACCAGCUAAAUAAUUUACUUUCACAGUUUCACCACCUACCGUGGUUUCCUUGUUUUCCGUCGCAGUAAGUUCCCAAAAUUCCAAUCUAAAAACAACGGGAAAUCCGAUUUGCUCGCAUCAAUAAACCAGGCAUAGACCGGGGAAGAAAAGAGAGAGAAACUAGAAGAAAUGGAGAUGAAGCAGAUCUACGUUCUGGCGGCUCUUUUGUUGAGCUUUGUCGGCCGAAUCUCUUCCCUCUCCAUCACCGUCAACGACGUCGAGUGCGUCUACGAGUAUGUCUUCUACGAGGGAGACGCCAUCUCCGGCAACUUCGUGGUCGUCGAUCAUGAUAUCUUCUGGGGCUCCGACCACCCUGGCAUCGAUUUCACUGUCUCCUCACCUGGAGGAAACGUUGUGCACAACAUAAAGGGGACAUCUGGGGAUAAGUUUGAGUUGAAGGCGCCAAGAAGCGGGAUGUACAAGUUCUGUUUUCACAAUCCCUACUCUACGCCAGAGACCGUGUCAUUCUACAUUCAUGUGGGUCACAUUCCCAAUGAGCAUGAUGUUGCAAAAGAUGAGCAUUUGGACCCAAUUAAUGUGAAAAUUGCCGAGCUGAGAGAGGCGCUGGAAUCUGUUACAGCAGAGCAGAAGUACCUGAGGGCACGAGACAAUAGACAUCGGCACACAAACGAGAGCACAAGAAAGCGUGUUAUUGGAUACACCGUUGGAGAAUACCUUUUGCUGGCUGCCGUGAGCUCACUUCAGGUUUUAUAUAUCCGCCGCCUCUUCAGCAAGUCGGUGGCGUACAAUCGUGUUUAAGUGAGGGAUCAGUCGAUCUAAGUUAUUGUCCAUUAAGUUACGAGUUAAUAGAGGAAACUAGUAGAUGAACCUAGAAAAAUGUAUGCUUUAUACAAAAAGAAACCCAGCUGGGUCUUUUUUGAACUGUUAACAGUUUUUGCAUCCUAAUUACAAAGCUCUUUCCAGGACACGCAUGUUUAACCGAGUAUAAUCAACUACACUUUGAUGCAUGUUCAAGCUUCAAAAAGAAUUUCCAGUUCCCUGUAACUUCUGUGGAGAACUGGGUUUCAGUGUCUUGGGAGUUGGGAAUGUCCGUCUGCCAGUUGAGGUGUAGUCCCCCGCUCCAUCUUCUCCAUGGUUGAUAUGCUCAAACAUCAAUCUCGAAUUUGAAACCAUUGUUGUGUAAACCGAGGAAGAAAAGGAAAGAUGGCUCUCGGGGGAUUUGAGUAUGGGCCAUUCAUAACCUGACUCUUUGGAGGACAUUGUGGAAGUAACGCUCAUGCUUAGCUCAAGGUUGUUGGACAGUCAUGUAGUAGGAGGCUAUGACUGCGGAACUGUUAUGAACGCAGAGGGGACAGGGUUGACGCGGCAAGAAACUCUUAUGAACUCUGGCAGAUUAGGUUUACGAGCUUAAUAUGUGCAGUUGAUCUGAUCAGUCGGCAUUCAUACACUCAACAAACACGAAACAAAUGAUCCUGAUUGCC
Molecule: messenger RNA, 1521 nt
Organism: Linum trigynum
Lineage: Eukaryota; Viridiplantae; Streptophyta; Magnoliopsida; Malpighiales; Linaceae
Source: the annotation of a GenBank genome assembly